Molecule: messenger RNA, 2456 nt
Organism: Salvelinus namaycush (lake trout)
Lineage: Eukaryota; Metazoa; Chordata; Actinopteri; Salmoniformes; Salmonidae
Gene: ostm1
Product: osteoclastogenesis associated transmembrane protein 1
Exons: 6
Coding region: 71-1003 (310 amino acids)
Cellular component (GO): cytosol
Source: RefSeq, a predicted model, not a curated record
GGAAGUGAUGGACUGUUAUGAAGAGUGAGUUUUGGAAUACAGUCACGGUUCGGAAGGUGCUUCUUCAAACAUGUAUAUCUUCCAGGUGGCUGCGUUAUUGAUAGCGUUGCUAUAUUAUGGCAAUGCUCAAACGUCUACUGUCGCUGUGAACCCCACCAUUCUGGGUUCAGAGCUGAGCGCAGACGGCUUGAAGCAGCUCGCUGCGGCAGUGGCGCCGCAGUCGCCCGUGUUUCACCCUAGCCGCGGUUCCUAUUUUUCUCUUAAUCUGUUGUCGGCGUUUCCAGAAGAUCUGGAGGUCAGCGAUUACUGCGUCGAGCUGCUGGCUAUCUUUGGGCAGCGAUAUUCAACGUAUGUGAAUUGUUUGGUGUCUGCCGCGCGUCCUGUCAAAGUGUGCCAAAAUUGUUAUGGCACCCACGACAACCUUAUGGAGAUUUACACAAACAUAUCAUCAGACCAGAUGGGCCCAGGGAAUGUGAGCUGCAGAGACAGCCUCCUGCGUUCUGACAGGCUGAUGUUGGUGUUCCUGCUCUACAACAACCUGGAGGACAUCUGGACUGGUUCAGAAUGUAACAGUUGUGUAAGCCUGGGACUCCACAGCCUGACCAAUGACACCCUUUACUUCAUGGCCACUCUCAACCAGUCCCUCAGAUGUUUUGAGAAGUUCCAACAGGGGAACCACUCAGCGCUAUGUAAGGAGUGCAAGGCCACAUACAGAGGACUGAAUGAGCUGUACAGCCGCAUGGAGAAGAAUCGCACACUCUGCAUCGACAUCGAGGACUCAAUGAAUAUGACCCGUAGACUGUGGAGCAAGAAUUUCAAUUGUUCCUUCCCCCGGGCAGAGAACGUUCCUGUCAUCGCCGUGUCCAGCUUCAUGCUCUUUCUGCCCAUCAUCUUCUACUUGAGCAGUUUCCUUCACUCGGAACAAAAGAAACGCAAGCUCAUACACCCCAAACGAGCCAAGUCCAACACCAGCCUCGUGAACAUCCAGGACAGGUUAAGCUGAGGAGAGAGAAGGAUAAGGAAGAAAUGGAAGAGGAUGAGGAGGAAUGUUUGUCGUCCUCGGCCACCUGUUCCUUUGGUUUGUCCAAAACCUCUCCUGGAUGCAAAUGUCAUUUCCUCUGUGACUGUGGUUUCAACCAGUUCUGUAAUGACAGAGAAGUCAAAAAGAGCACCCCCUGUGGGCGAGAAGGAUGCCAAUCAUCAGUAUUUUUUCCCCUAAGAUAUUAUAGCAAACGGAAACAGCGGAAUAUUUGUAACAGAAGAUUAGUUAUAAUUGCACUGUUCAUGUCACGCUUUGAACCGCCUACCCCCACCCCACCCAUUGCUUCUAGAACAAAAUACACACAAUAGAAAUGCACCAUGACCUGCUGCUGAUUUAUAAGCAAUGGGGAGUUAAGUCUAUUUUUUGUAUUUCAUUAUUUAUCUUUGUGUCAAGAGAUGAGAAAUGGGUUUUGUCUCUACUGUAAUGUCACUGUGACACAGACUGGCAGACAGAAAGCACUUGAUGUCCUUUAGAUGUGACAUAUACCUACCGUGUAAAAGUGGGUGACAGCUGAGAUGGAGAGAAUCUUUUAAAAUAUAUAUACAGUCAGGUCCAAAAUUAUUUGCACAUUUGGGAAAGAUGAGCAAAAAACACUUAUAAAAUAAAUAAUACAAAUGUUCUGUUUUGCAUGCAAAAAAAUCGUAAAUUAUAUUCAUUUAUACUAAUAUAAUUGCUCAGAGAAAAUAAUUGGCACUCCUGUUUUCACUACUCCAUCACCCUUCCCUUACAUGUGAGCAAAGAGCUCUAUUUUCAUGUCAUCCAACAAAUGUAAUGCCUGGAGUCUGCUUAAUGGCAUUUGCACUUGGAUUGGAACUGGUGCUAUGGUCAGAUGACAUGAAAAUAGAGCUCUUUGGCCACUCAUACCAGUGGUAUGUUUUGCAUCAAAAGAAAGAUGCUUAUGCAGAAAAUAAACCUCUCUACUGUAAAAUAUGGUGGUGGAUCUUUGAGGUUAUGGGGCUUCCACUGGCCCUGGUUAAGGUCAAUGGUAUCAUUAACUUUACCUAGUACCAGAACAUUUUCGCCAGGAGGCUGAAACUUGGCCACAAAUGGACCUUCUAGCAAGACAAUAACCCCAAGCACAUAUCAAAAUCCACAAAGAAAUGGUUAGUUGGCCAUUUAAUUGGCCUUAAAAUCGGUCUCUGGACUUGAAAGCCAUUUAAAACCUGUAGUUUGCAUUGAAGAGGGCGAAGACGAAGGAUAUCAGGGAUCUCGAAAGAUUAUGUAUGAAGGAAUGGUCUAAACAAAUCAACGUUUUUUGGUCACGUACACAGUUUAGCAGAUGUUAAAGCGGGUGCAGCAAAAUGCUUAUGUUACUAGCUCCUAACCAUGCAGAAAAAUGUCAAAUGGGUGGGUCAAUGACGAAUAACGAUUAAAAAAAAAGUAUUAAUGCUUAUUAAAGUUAUUUCUACCUUCA